Messenger RNA from Eriocheir sinensis (Chinese mitten crab), 1932 nucleotides. RefSeq names its product X-linked retinitis pigmentosa GTPase regulator-interacting protein 1-like. Lineage: Eukaryota; Metazoa; Arthropoda; Malacostraca; Decapoda; Varunidae. The record is from RefSeq and is a predicted model, not a curated record.
AAAAAAAGUUAAGGUGUGGUGAACAAAAUAACUCCAAAAUAGCUGUGACGUUAUUUUUUUUCUUUUUGGUGUUUGUGAUGAGGGUGUGAAAAUUACAUCAAAACAAAAAUCUAAACGAGAGUGAAAGCCCACACCACACAGCCUCCCAAAGAACACAAAAAUGAAUGCCCGAACAGAGGAAAUAAAUGGUGCCAAGAGUCUCGGCGGUGAUGCGGCAGGCCUGGUGGUGUCAUAUCGGUGUUGCGGUGGUGUUUUAGUGGUGGUGCUGGUGGUGGUGUCUCAGUGAACGGGUGUUGAACGUUACCAAUGGUGAUGUAGGAGGUAAAUUAAUUGUGUUGAGAUAGUUGUUACUCGGUGUUCGGUGGAGUAGUGGUGGUGGUGGUGAUGGUGGUGGUGGUGAUGGUGGUGGUGGUGAUGGUGGUGGUAUCUCAGUGAACUGGUGUAUAUAAGGAUGGUGAUGUAAGAGCAAUAUAGCAGUGGUGUUGAAAUAGUCGUUGCUGUUUGCUCGGUGGUGUGGUGAUGGUGAUGCUGGUGGUGGUGAGAUCUCUAUAAAGUGGUGCUGAACUAAGCAGUGCUGUUGAUAUAGUUGUCACUCGGUGUUGCGUCAGUGGUAGUGGUCUUGUUGUGGUGAUGAUGUUGAUGGUGGUGGUGGUGGUGGUGUCUCAAUAAACUGGUGUUGAACUAUAGCAAUGGUGUUGAUAUAGUUGCUACUCGGUGUUGCGUUAGAGGUGGAGGCGGCGGUGAGUCCUGCCAGUCGCUAGGAUCCUUCACCCCGGCAUGGAGGUCCUGCGGUGCUGCCUGCGGUGUCCCUGCAAGUGGUUGGCUCCUCCCUGCGUGAAGGACGCAGAGCAGGAGGAGCUGCGCUACAAACUGCACCGGCACAGGCGGCGGCGGGCGGCGCUGCGGCGGCUUGAGGAGCGGCGGGAGGAGGCGCAGCGGGAGGAAGAGAGGGAGAGGGAGAGGGUGAGAGAAAAGGUCCUCCUCCACCAACAGUUCCGCCACCUGUACCGUUCUGAGAGGCUCACAUCCACUUCCCACUCCACCCUCGACGCCUCCGUCAGUCCAAGCUCCAGGGGCAGCUUGCACCCGACGCAGGAUAUCCUCAGCAUCUUCAGCGAUCCGCAUAUCCUGCUGGACAGCUCUCCGGAGGGAUGCCAGGGAGCUGCUGCGCUACAGGAACCAGAGAAGAAGGAAGGGGAGGAGAGGGAGGAGGGGUGUGGCUCAGAGGCUGGGUGUGAUGGCUCAUGUUUCCAGCAGGAGCCUGAGGGAAGAUACGGGGCCUCAAAGUGGGUCUCCUGCUUACCCCGAGUGGAGGAGGAGGCCACGGAUGAAGCAGAGCAUGAGCAGGAAAAGGAAGAGAAGGAGGAGGAAGAUGAGACAGUGGACAGUUACUUCCUUCCUUAUCCUCGGCCACACUCCCUCCUGACGCCUACUCCAGACAGCAUCACUCACUCAGCCACGAAGGGCGGCGGGCAGAGGUUCUCCUUGAUGAGCUACACGGAUUGGCUACGGGACGGGGGGUUGAAGAGCUCUGUUCCCACUCCCAUCCACACGCUGACCUCGCUAAGACGUGCCAGAUCAGAACCCAAACUCCCUCAGGCCAGCAGUAAGAACAGGCUGUUGGCGAGGUCCCACGAAGCACAAUGCCUGAAUCAAACGCCCUCGGCCUCAAAAGUGCGCCACGGAAGGAAGAGGAGCAAGGACAGAAAGGAUGAUGCAGGGAAGAAAGAUGGUGACGGGAGGCAUAGCGAUCGGUCCACAGGUGCGUCUCACAGGAGUAACCGAGCCUCUACCACCACUGCGAGACACAGAGAUGACCCACAGCAAGGGAGGGAGAGAGCCAGACACACGGACGAGACACAGACAGCCAGAGAAAGACCAGCCAGACCGAAAUCAACGAGGAAGAAGAGCAGAAAGGGAGAUAAACAAAAA